AUACAAUGUCAAUAUCAUGUACAGAUAUGUGUUCGACUGGUGAUUCUGGAGAGACAAAUUCAACACUUCUACUAUCACCAGCAUGCCUUUCACAAACUUUUUUACAAAACGGAAGUUUUCAAUUGAAUCUCGUAUUGAACCAUUCUUUUCUGAAAAAUAAUCAUGCGAAACCUACGUGUGGAAAAGCACAUGUUACAGUCCAGGCAUGCUCAGUCGCUGGCUGGUUUCUUUGCAAAUUUGAGACUGAUGAACCUCUUGCUAGUCAAGAAGACCAAUCUCAAGCUCAGACAGUAAACAUCUCAUUGGAAAUGAACUCUUUAUAUUUUCUUUACAAUGCAACAUCAUUCCAUUUCAAUGUCAACAUUUCUUUAAAUUCUACAAAUAAAAAUGGAGAGCAAAUGAACAUUACUAAUAUCAACACAGAAGGUGAUAAUGAAUACUCCAUCAUUCAGAGAGAACAACUUGGAAAGAGCACUUUGAAUAUUAGCUGCCGAGAAACUGCACCUGCCUGUUAUUGUAUAACUGUGUCAUUUAACCUCAAAGCUUCCUUUCAAAAUACAGUAUAUGUUUGGAAGAUUAUUUGGUUAAUCUGCAUUCCUGUUGUCAUUCUUACUGUACUAAGCAUCUUUACCUACAAAGUUCUGCAAAAAGAACAGUGCUUCUCACGAAUGAGCUGCAAAAAAAGACACCCAAGCCAAAGUAUUGCUUAUAGUCCAAUCUAUGUAAAUACACUGCCAAGACUUUCAGACAAGACCAACAGACGGCAUGGGAGUCAAAGUGAAUGCAAUACUACACACUAUAACAAAGUAUUGCCUGAAGUUUCAGAAACCAGUAUGCCGAGGGAGUCUGAAAGUUUCAAAAGUCGAAGGCUUUCUCGCAUUGAAGAACAGGAAAAUGAUUGCUUUCACAUGACAGGAGAGAUGUCUGAUUCUGUAUUUCAGGAAGAGACUGAGCCAUACUACAAGACAAUAAACUGAAUGAGAAUUAAGGUGACAGUUACUGCCAGAUUCAGCCUGUGUCACAACUGGAUAUGAGCAUGAAAUCAGUGCAAGAUAUGACUGGAUAGCAGCCAAUGUAUUGAAUGGAUGACUACUGCAAGAAUCUGAUGUCCAGCCUGUGCAAUAUUUGAUCCCUGAGAAUUACCUGAAUAUGAUACCUGGCUACCAGUUAGAGGGACACAGCCUCAGAUCACAAGUCUGUUAGAAUCCACAAAUUUCAUUUUGUUUACAACACCCAUAUAUUCUUUUCAACCCACCGCAUAUAUACAAUGGAGUAAUCAACCAAUUACUAAUAGUGCUGUAAUUUUGUACAAAACAGUAUCACUUUGAUAUCCCACAGUACAAAGGAUUUGAAAACGGUAGAAAUGGAACAUUCUGAUUUUACCACAUCGUGCCAGCAGAUGGCUACUUGUCACUAUAUUUUUUAUUAUUUUUUUUAUUUUAAUGAAGGGUAAAGAAAUAGGAAAUAUGAAUUAAGAUGAAAUCUAAGGCAAUAAAAUAGAACAAUGCAUUUAUAUGCAUACAAAGUUCAAUAAAUAUAUAAGUAAUUAAUUAAAUAUAUUAUAACCAAGUGUCAAAUUCACAUGUGGAGCACAGUUUCAGUAAGUUUCAUACUUGCUGUAAAUCUUAAUAAGCAAUAACUAGAAGGUUUAAGUUAGACCCAGCCUAACUAUAGUGCCUGUGCAUUUUGAAGUCUAGAUGAAAUCUGAAGUGUGGCACGUUCUAUGAUGCCUGUAUAUUGCAGUAUAUUGUUGUGUUCUCCAGAAACAGGUACAAUUUCCUGUUUCCUCAGCAGAGAAGUAAGCCUCCUGGAAAUCAUUUGCUGUAAAUAAAACCAUUUAAAGUUUGAUUGAGGUAGAAUAGGUGGGAGUGAUUAGCUAAUAAUGAUUAGUGUGUGAUCCAAAGGCCAAAACAGGAAGGUCACACUGCAUUUUCAGGAACAGAAUUUGUCAAAAGAACACUCAAAGAAAAAUACAGUGAAAGUGUUUUAUGUUGCAUACUACACUCCUUCCACAUCUAGACACCCCAUGAAAGACCCUUGGCCUUUUCUAAUAUAAACAACUUCAAGUUCAUUACAUCUUGGAGUAAAGAGCUUGACACUUGAUAGACAAAUCUAGAGAUGUGUUUACAUCAAUUCAGGCUUAAUUAAACAGGUUCGUCUUUUACACAGUGAAAACAGUUAACUCCUGAUUCAUCCUCUUGUGAGAAGAGCCUUCUGAAAUAUAAUUAAGUGCUGGCUCCAGCUAUUACUGAAGAACUCUAAAAAUGGAAAAUUAUUCAAGUUGCCUCAUAGCCACUUGUCUUUUGUGAGUCACAUCUGUUCAUCUGUUGUAUUACAGCUGAGCGUUCAUGAGAACCUGUGUGUGGAGAGGAUGAAUGCAAGAAAAAGUUCCAUGCACAAGUACUUAGUGAGCAUAGCACUCAACCUUCCAACUCCAAAAUGAAGAACACUAGCAUCGGCUUACUAACAACUUCAACUAGGAAGGUCAGAGUAUAGUU
Protopterus annectens (West African lungfish) is the source of this 2498-nucleotide messenger RNA. RefSeq lists its product as uncharacterized. NCBI's taxonomy places the organism in Eukaryota, Metazoa, Chordata, Ceratodontiformes, Protopteridae. The record is from RefSeq and is a predicted model, not a curated record. The coding region runs from base 6 to 977 and encodes 323 amino acids. The transcript has 8 exons.